GAUCGACACAAGCACACAGCACCACGGAAAGUAUUGCUUGGUCUGAACUCGGAUUUCAUCAUGGUCAUUAUUAGUAACUUGUCUGUUGCUCGUUGCUCCGUCCUACAUGCUGCUUGUUACCAGUUGGUUGGUGGAAUGUAGCCUGUAAGGUGGCCCAUAUUGAUUCUUUAUCACUACCACGAUCGCCGCCGCCGCUGCCGCCCUGCUAUUCUGCGAUAGGCUGAGACCGGAGUCAUCCAGUUCAGGUCAAGGAAGCACGUACUCGCCCACCUCAUUCGUUAGAAGCAAGCUAUGAUUCCUCGUGUGAUCUUAAGAAGACUUAUAGAGAGGCACCAUGCUAGUUCCCGACAAGUCUUGGGAAUGGGGACAGUGCAUAGCCAGCACAGUUACCACAGUGAGUGGAAUAAGCAGCAACAGCACCAGUCAAGACAGAAACACCAAGUAUUGGCAACAUUGGCUGGAGCUGGAGCAGGAGUUGCCCUUUGGCUAAAAUAUAAUCAUCAAGCAGAUGCUGCAACACAGCAAUCAUCAGAAGAUGAAAUUUUAGAAAAAUAUGGAGCACAUCGCAAUGGUUUACCUGAGUAUACUCUUGACGAUGUGUCCAAGCAUAGCAAAUUGGAGGACAGGGUGUGGGUAUCCUACAGACAUGGAGUGUAUGAUAUUACUGACUUCAUUGCCAAGCAUCCAGGUGGAGAGAAAAUUCUGCUUGGUGCUGGAGGAUCAGUGGAGCCAUUCUGGUCCUUGUAUGCUGUGCAUAAAAGCCCAUAUGUGUUAGAUUUGUUUGAGGAGUACAGGAUUGGAAACCUGGCACCUGAUGAUGUUGGUGAAUCAGUGAGAAAUAUGGAUGAUCCUUAUAGCAAUGAACCUAGAAGACAUGCAGCACUCAAACCUUCCUCCAAGAAACCUUUCAAUGCAGAACCACCUUUGAUUCUCCUUGUGGACAGUCUCAUUACCCCAAAUGAAUUGUUUUAUGUGCGGAAUCACUUGCCCGUCCCAGAUAUUGAUGCUUCGACAUAUGAACUUGAAGUGUGUGAUGAAAAAUCAGAAAAAGAAAAGGUCUUGAUGCUGAAGGAUCUCAAGAAGUAUCCCAAACAUACUAUUACUUCCACCAUUAUGUGUGCUGGCAACCGCAGGUCAGAAAUGACAAAGGUCAAGGGAGUCAAGGGAUUAAGUUGGGGCCAGGCAGCUAUUGGAAAUGCAAAAUGGAGUGGAGCACGUUUGUGUGAUGUUCUCAAGGACAUGGGGAUUGAAGAUGGCAAGACAGAUGCUCUGCAUGUACAGUUUGAAGGACUUGAUACUGAUCCUGCUAACAUGCCCUAUGGAGCUAGCAUUCCAAUUGAAAAAGCAUUAGAUCCACAUGGAGAUGUAAUUUUGGCCUACGAAAUGAAUGGAGAACCUAUUCCUCGUGACCAUGGCUACCCAGUCAGAGUCAUUGUGCCUGGAGUGGUUGGAGCUAGAAAUGUGAAAUGGCUAGGAAGAAUUAUAGUUUCUAAAAAUGAGUCUGAUGCACAUUGGCAACAAAAUGAUUACAAAGGGUUUGCACCAAAUGUGGACUGGGACACAGUUGACUUCAAGAAAUCUCCAGCAAUCCAGGAAUUACCUGUCAUCUCUGCUAUUUGUGAACCCUUGGAAGGAGAAAGUGUCAAGGUGAAGAAUGGCAAACUAAAAGUUAAAGGUUAUGCCUGGAGUGGUGGUGGCAGAAAGAUUGUUCGAGUUGAUGUUUCAACUGAUGGAGGAAAGAACUGGCAGGAAGCAAAUGUUCUGGAGUCGGAUGAAGCAAGACAUCCUUGGGCAUGGGGCUGGACCAUAUGGACCGCAGAAGUGCCUGUGCUCAGAGGUGAGUCAGAAGCACAGCUGUGCGUCAAGGCAGUUGAUUCCCAAUACAACACUCAGCCAGAGAACUUUGAGAACAUCUGGAAUCUUCGAGGAGUAUUAGCUAAUGCCUAUCACAGAGUUAAUGUUAAGUUGAGGAAAUAAUUAUAUUUUAUAUCGGUGGUUAAUAUAGAAAAAAAAAUAUUUGUUAGCAUUUAUUUUUACAGAUCACUGUUCAUAUAUAUAUAUAUGUGUGUGUGUGUGUGUGUGUGUGUGGAAUGUAAAGAAGCCACAACCAAAUAGAGAAAUAAGUAUUUAUUUACAAAGUAUUUAGAUUAAUGUAGAACAUAUAAAGUAAGCCAAAUAGUAGGCUGGAGUUGGCAGACUGCAGGCAGGGUAGAGAGUAAAAAAAAAUAUAUAUGGCAGCAGUAUUUUCUCCCCCAUAGACUGCUACAGUGUCCACAAAAAUUACUCAUGACAUGCCUCUUAAAAUAUUGGUUUUGCUAGGCAGAAAACACAAAUAUUACUGCUACAACUCACUGUUGAUUAUACACAUUACAUUGCAAGCUUCAAGAAGUGUGAAGGGGUAGGCAGAAAAUUAUAACUUUCUACCAGUAUGCUCUAAGUAGUCACACAAUGAGGAUUGUACCACGACAUUAUUAAUUUUCCUCUCACUUUUAAUUUAGUAAUUAAAAGUAAGAGGAAAAUUAAUAAUGCCAUGUGGUACAAUCCUCAUUGUGUUAUUUUCUUCUCAGAAUUCUAAGUGGUUACUUGAUGAAAAGGUGCACAUUUUUUUUGACCAGGAAAGUAGAAAAUAUAUCCAUAAAAAUGUUAUAAGGACAGGAUAAGAUGUGAGGACUGUCCAUCGUCUAGUGGCAGCCACCAGAGAUGUGCUGUCAAACACUGUAAAUGGAGAGAGAAAAAAAAAAUCACCUUGAAGACUAUGGAAGACCUGCAAGGCCACAGACGUACAUUUACCUCUGUGGUCUUACAGACCUUCAUUGGCUUUUCUGUCCUCCUAAGUGUUAUCAGGUACUAUGUUCAGCACUGUAGCCAUCAAACAUUGGACAGUCCUCAGUUCACCCUCUCCUCCUCAUAAUUUCAUUCAUGGACAUACUCUCUGCCUUCCAGGCCAAAAUGUACACCUUUUCUCAUUAGAUAAGCUAGUGAAACUAAUCUUAGUGUCCUGAGAGAAAAAAAAAAAACUUUGAAGUAUUAAAAACCUUUAGGGAAAAUUAAGAAAGUUGUAUGGGAAAUUGAGCAAUAUUAGAGCAAAAAAGGUGGUACAGUUCUCACAAGAGUGUACUGGUAGUAGUACACUUCAUAUUUCUGCCAUUACUGGAUUAAGGAGUCGUUUUAUAACUAGAGCAGCAUCUUCAGUAAUUACAGUGAGUUUUAAGUCACCUAGAGAUAAUCACUGGAUAAUUUGAUCCAACAUCCCUCUCCCCCCAGUUAGUUUGGAUUAGAGUAUGCUAUAUAAGUUAUAUAGCAAAGUAAUUUUAAUUGAUAUCUUGAAGCUCAGCAACACUUGCAGUACCCAGAUUCUUUUUGGAAGAACUUGUGUAACAAAACUUGUUUCAAAAUCUAACACUAUUUAUGGGUGCUAUAUUCAGCACCACAUAAAGGCAUUUUGAAUUAAAUUAUUUUACAUUUUAGAAAAAAAAGUUUCCAGUAUGAUUGUGUGGCCAGAUUCCAGAUAAAAAAAAAUGCCAAGAAUAAUUAUAAUAUUUCACAUAAUAUGCGCUAUCAGAUGGCACGUGAAAGCAGUCCUCAUUCUGGUGUAAAGUGAAAUCUUAUGAACAAAUAUGGGUUUCAUUAAUCUGGAAUUCUAACUGCAGUCUGACCACACAGUGUUCUGGAAGCUUAUUUAAGAACAAAAUAAUUUAUUUCAGAGAGCCUUUACAUGCUGUUGAAUAUUGCAAUCAUAAAUAAAAAGUUCAAGAUUUUGGAGCAAUAUUUUAGGUACAUAAAAAAUAUUUCUUAAAUUUUUUGUCUUAUUAAUAUAAGACUUUGCAAACACCCCUGGAUUCUGCAAUCACUGCAGAAUUUCAUGAUAUUAAUCAAAAUCACUAACCUGGCAUAGAAAAUUAGCAAUUUGUUUUCUGCCAACUUGCAAUUGAAAUUGAGCUACUUUUGUGACAGUGAAUAGCAUCUUGGUGUCUAGAGUUGGCCACAUCACUCCACACCACAGGUUUUGCUUACAUUUUCUGUAGUUAACAUAUUUUGCAUAUUUUGACUUUGUUUUAUCACCACUGGACAGUAGAAUGAUAGUGGAUCAUGGCUCUGUUGAAUAAGUUUGAUUGAAGAUAAAAUAAUGAGAGUUGGUCAGAGAAGGGGUUAUAAAUGUUUAUACUACUUUUUAUUUAAAAAAAAUUGCAUGUGAUGAAUAAAUUUCUUGACAUGUAUCAUGUCUUCUUAACACACCAUGUUAUCAGGUUUUAAAUUAAAAAAAGAGAUAAGCAAUUUCCACGGCAAGUUGGAGAUGCUAAACAGCUGUUGCUCUGCAUUGUAAAGUAAACAUAGUGUGUCAUAAUCCAGAGUGAUGCUAUUUUGCUUCCAGUCUUAAAAACUUCAUCUUACUUUACCUAAAAUCUAAUAAUCAUGUUCAAAAGAAAUUUUGAAUCACAUGCCACAGUCCAUGUUUGCAGUAGUAGCUGUUCAGCUCUACAAUCAAUUUCAUGAAAAGAUCAUGAGAGAAUAAAAUGUUUAUUAAACAUCUUUAACCCAGUCCUUGAUGUUACAAAUAAAUAAGAAUUUAUUGUUAUUAUUAUUUUUUUUUCAAACUAUUUUUAAUUAAUUAAUUAAUAUAUUUAUUUUUACUUUAUUUUUAGUACUACAAAUCUAGUAUUAUUCUUCUGUUCAGCAAUGGAAAAAAAAGUACUAGUAUACAAGAUAAUGUGAACUCAAGAUGAGCAAAACUUAUGUGGAGAGUGCCAAUUCUACUAAAUCAAGUAGGGGUGCCUUAAGCUCCUAUUCACUCAGUGAUAAUGUUACAAAAUCUCCAGUUGUAAGCUAGGAAUGAACAGAUUAGUGUCAUUGGUAAAUCCUCCAGACAAAUUUUGGAAAACUAUACUGUACUCAUUUGAUAUGAAAGACUAUAUCCAUUCAGAGCCACAGAGUAUUUCCAAAUCAGUAUGUUGUAGAUGAGCAGCUGUAGUUUACAAAUAUGCUGUGGAUUUAUGAACAUGUAAGAGUUAUAAAAUAUAUGAGGCUGUGGUGAAAAAAAUGUUUGUAAAUAAACUGUUGUAGAAGCAUACUAUAGGUCUUUGGGCUGUGAUGCAAGAUGUAAAAUGUAGGGUUGUUGUAAAGAUAUUUAAUAAACUAUGGAGAUUAUUUGCUACAAGGAGAUUAUUGCUAUAAAUAUAUGUUGGGAGUGAAAAUUAUCUGAUUUUAAAAACAUGUUUCUGUUAAAGAUGGUUUUCAAAAUGAUGCAUGAAAUUUAAUAUGUAGUACCAUUAAAAUAAUUUACUGUAGAUCCAUGUAGUACCAUUAAAAUAAUUCACCAUAGAUCACAUUACAAGUAGCACCAAUGUCUACUGCAAAGUAAACAAAUCUUCAUACAUGUGCUCUCUGCAGUCUUCAGUCCUCCAUCUAUGUUGCAUGUAUCAGGCAGCAGUGAUUAUCCUGUAACUACAUAUUGCCUUAAUCUAGUAGAAAAGGAACAGUCUGGGGUUGCCAGCCAUCUUGCUCAGAUAAUUUUACAAUCCAGUUGACAUUGUCAUACUUACCCCAUGAUCAAGAGAAAAAUUAUUUUAAUACUAUGUGAGGUUCAAGAGCCAUAUAGAAUUACAAAAUUGAAAAUUUCAAUCAGUUCCUAGACAUGGUAUCAAUUCAGUAAUUCCAAACUUAAUGAUUUGCAUAUACAUUUCUGUAGAGGCUAUAGGGCUUCUGUCCAAGAUGGAUAUACCAUGUGGGUAGUGUAUAUAUUUCUGUAGAGGCAAUAAGGCUUCUAAGAUGGAUAUACAAUGUGGGUAGUGUGUACCAGGUGAGAGAUGCAAUUGUCUGUGGUGGUAAAGAAACACCAAACCUUACUGAUUUUGAGAAAUCUGGACUCUGGUAUUUAAGUGAAAGCGUUGUGAUGUCUCAUUACCAGUUCAUGAUUAAUGGCAUAUCACUGGUGUACCUGGAAUACCCAUAUACUAACAGAUUAUAAAUGUCAGUUUUGUAAAAAUAAAUAAAUAAAUAAAUAAAAUAAAUAAUUAAAAAUUAUUUAUAAAUAAAUAAACUUAACUAAUAACUAAGAAUUACUGACAAAGUUUAUUUAUGUAAGGAUUAUCACAAUUGAAUGUAACCUUCCUCUUACCACCUCUUACCAGGUCUUUUCACUAUCUUGUAAACUUUGUGAUAGUCUACUAUAUGUUAGUAACAUUGUGCACAAGUGCUUAAUCAAAGCUGACAAUUGACUGGUGAUGGGGAAGAAGUUUAUAUUAAGUUUUUACCUUUAGUUGUUGUUUAUUAUUAUUUUGAUAUUCUAGAUACUUGCUGGAAAUCUAACAGAAGCAUGCUACAGACAUCAAAUUAUUCUUGAAGAACAAACCUCAGUAGAGUAACUAACCCAAUUUUCAACAAGGCUAUUUCACAGUAUUUCAGCUCGUGCUGUAAUAUCCUCAUCCCUUAAAUAACAAUCAGUGAAAGUAAGAAACACAUGUAGGACUAUGUAUUGAAUUGAUACACUUACCAACAGACCAAUAAAGUUAGUUAGCAUAACUUCAAAAAAAGUGCUACAAGUACAGCAGUGAUGUAUCAGGUAUUAAAUUUUAGAGCUCUGGAUGUGGAGGCACAUGCAUUCCUCGUAAAAUUUGAAGAUGGAGCUGGACACACAUUCCUCAUAAAAUCCAGAGGUGGAGCCAGAUAUGCAUUUCUCAUAAAAUGCUGUUGCAAAUAAGAUGCAGAUGUUAAAAUAUCAAUAUUUACAGAAGUAGAUGUGGUUGCAGAUCUUUUACUCCAUAUCCACAUGCAGAUGUAUAACAGUAAUACAAAGUGCUUCAUAUCAGCCACAUAAAGCCUGAGAGUGGAAAGAGAAAGAUGACAACAAAAAAUGUUAAAUAAAUGCAAAAGGAGAUAUAAGUAAAAUGUUUAAUACAUUUCUAGAACUUAAAAAUGUAGCUGGGGAAGGGGAGUACAGGUGCUAAGGAGAUGGAGGGAGUAGAAGUGGAUAUGGAGAGGAUGGAGCAAGGAGAAAAGGAAGAGACAGGAAAAGGGGAGUAUGCAUUCCCCAUUACUUCCUCUCUCCAUCUAUUUCUUCACUCACUCCUCACUCCUUAUAGGUCUUCUCUUUACCUUCUCCCCAUACUUUCAUCCUCCUCCUCCACCCUUCCUCCACUUCCUUACCCCAAUUACCCUCCUUCCUUUGUUAUGAACUACUCCUCCACAUUAGUAGAUCCCUUUCUCCCCAUGUACCUUUCUUCAUUCCUGUUUCAUUUUGUCUCAAACCUCCCUUCCUGUCAACUCCCCUUCCCUUUUAUAUCCAAGAUAAAGGUACAUACUCCACUCAACUUUCUCCCCCUCACUCAUUCUUCAGAAUUGUUCUUACUCGGCCACACUUCAUCUUUUGCUAACUUUCACACUCACUCAUGUUUGUGUUGUCUCACUCAUGCAUGAUCUAUAUAAAUAGCACUCACUCCCAUCCCCACUCUUAAUCUUACUCAUAUUAGCACUUAAUCUCUUCAACCAUUUCAUCUAACACUCUUUUUUUUCUUUCUUGCUGACUCUCAAUCAUGCUUAUUCUCAUUUCCUUUCUGUCUACAGUCAUUUUCAAUAUUAAUCUCUCAUCUCGUGCUUGCCUUUCAUUCAACCCACUCAAACUUAGCCUAAUUCAACUCACACUCAUGACUCUCUCUCUCUCUCUCUCUCUCUCUCUCUCUCUCUCUCUCUCUCUCUCUCUCUCUCUCUCUCUCUCUCUCUCUCUCUCUCU
Molecule: messenger RNA, 7726 nt
Organism: Scylla paramamosain (green mud crab)
Lineage: Eukaryota; Metazoa; Arthropoda; Malacostraca; Decapoda; Portunidae
Gene: shop
Product: sulfite oxidase-like
Exons: 11
Coding region: 292-1977 (561 amino acids)
Biological process (GO): sulfur compound metabolic process
Cellular component (GO): mitochondrion
Molecular function (GO): heme binding; sulfite oxidase activity; molybdopterin cofactor binding
Source: RefSeq, a predicted model, not a curated record